GUUUGGGCAACAGAAUCACAGAAUUCACAGAAUCACUGGGUUGGAAGAGACCCCCAAGAUCAUGAAGUCCAACCCAGCCCCAACCCCUCAACUGAACCCUGGCACCCAGUGCCACAUCCAGGAGCUCCCAGGGGUGCUCAGGGUGGGGUUUUUGGGGUGGCUGUGCAGGGACAGGGGCUGGGAUCAAUGAUCCCUGUGGGUCCCUUCCAGCUCAGGAUAUUUCAGGAUUCUGUGAUACUCAAAGUGUGCCUCCAGGCAGAUCCCCACAGGAAUUCCUUCACAACAUUUCCCCUAAUCUGAGGUGGUGAACUGUUUCACACUGCAGUCACAUUCAAAGGAAUUUUGUUGUUGUCUGCCCGGACAAACAGCACUGCUGGUGUUUGUGUCGUGGUUUGAGAGGGAAGUGGUGUCCCUGGACCUGACACAGGGCAUUUUGUCUGUGAGAUCCUGGUGAAGAAAAGCUCCAAGUGUCUCCAGUGGACUCCUGAGUCAUGUGCAUUGGACUGUGAACUUCAGAGUUAUUCAUUGACCAUGGAUGAGCGUGGUGGAAAAAGGAAGUUCACUUCACACCAGAGUUUCCUUAGCGUGUGUGGGAUUUUCCUCCCUCCACAAGCAGUGAGUUAUAGAUGAGGAAAAUCUCUGCAGUGGGUGCAGGGUUUUGGACUUCACCUAUUCCCAAUUUAACUGAAAAUAUCCAGGUGAACAGGGAUCUGAUUUAUGUGUUGGAGAGGGACUGUUUAUAGGAGGGUGCAGUUAAGGGACAAGGGGGAAUGGCUUCAAACUGACAGAGGGCAGGGUUAGAUUGGAUAUUGGGAUGAAAUUCUUGGGAAGAAGGUCCCUAUCCUUUUAGCAGGAGCUGGGAAGGUCAGCACAUGUCAGAAAGGGAUUACUCAAUGUAAAACAUGGCCAUGUGUGCUUAUCCUUGCUGAAAGAAUUGUUCUUAAUGCUGCUUUGUGGGUCCAAACCACAUCUUUCUAUGCAAGGGGGUGCUUCACCAGAUUGCUGCUUUAUCUGGAGGUUUUAUUUAUUUAUUUGAGUUAAAACCUCUCCAGAUCACCACAGGUCUCCUUGAGAGGAGAGCACAGGAAAACCAUUGUUUGGCCUUGCAGGAAACCCAUUGUCUGGUCUGUCAAGGCAGGAAUGUCCCCCUCAGUCUUUGCUUCUGAUCCUUUUCCAGUGGACAAACACCUCUGUGCAGCUGUAGGACACCGACACUGAAGUGCAUCAGCUAAAUAAUCCUCUGAAGAAGAAGAAGAGGAUUAUUUGCAGGCUCAUUCUUCAGUAAUGGAUUCCUCUCUCUUAAUGCUUUAGUGUUCAUGGGCCAUUUGUUCUCCUCUUGAAAUUCCCAGAUCUCAACUGGGAGCAGCUGCAGAAGGGAGAGGAGUUGGGAAGCACCACAGAGAGCCAGGAGCCAACAAAUCAUCUCAGCACCUAAAUGAGGCAUUAAGUCUGAUCUAUUGCUCUGUCUGAAGCCUCACCAGGGAACACAAGUAUUAGAAAUGGCAGAAAAGGUGAAUAACUUCCCACCACUCCCCAAGUUCAUCCCUCUGAAACCAUGUUUCUACCAGAAUUUUGCUGAUGAAAUUCCCAUCGAUUACCAGUUCCUGGUGAAGAGAAUCUAUCAUGUGUGGAUCUUUUACUGCAUCACGCUGGCCGUGAACCUCAUCUCCUGCCUGGCCUGGUGGAUUGGGGGAGGCUCUGGGGCCAACUUUGGCCUGGCCAUCCUCUGGCUCAUCCUCUUCAGCCCCUGUGGUUACAUCUGCUGGUUCCGACCUGCCUACAAAGCCUUUCGGUCGGACAGUUCCUUUAAUUUCAUGGCCUUUUUCUUCAUCUUUGGGGCUCAGUUCCUCCUCACAGUGCUGCAGGCGAUCGGCUUCUCCGGAUGGGGAGCGUGUGGAUGGUUGGCAGCCAUCACCUUCUUCAGCACCAGUGUGGCAGCUGCUGUGUUCAUGCUGUUCCCUGCCAUCAUGUUCACCAUGUCAGCAGUUGCCAUGUUCAUCUGCAUUAUUAGGGUACACAAAAUCUACCGAGGGGCUGGUGGAAGCUUCCAGAAGGCUCAAGAUGAGUGGAACAGCGGCGCAUGGAGGAACCCUCCCAGCAGGGAGGCCCAGUACAGCAAUUUUUCUGGGAACAGCCUGCCAGAGUAUCCCACAGUGCCCAACUACCCCUCUGCAAACCAAUGGCCUUAAGCAGCAACAGCUGCAAACUGCCUGGAGUCUCUCCUUUUUUGGUCUUUUUAUUCUUGUUCUUGGAAAAGAUCAUUUGCAUUCCCCCCCAGGCACCCCACUCAUCUCGAGGACCUUCCUGGUUCUUGUCUCCUGAUCCCUGAGGAAUGUCCUGCUCUCAGCCCUUCCCUCUUCCACUGCACUGCACGGCCAUGGCAGAAAGCUUUUUGUUUGCCUUGAGUCACCAGUAUUUGCCUCGUUGCAGACUGAGAACAAACCCUUCACUGCCCUUGCUUGAGGGAAUCCUCUCCUGAGCAUCCCUGGAAAAGGCUCAGCUUUCCCACGAUGGCAACACUCCCACAGCUGCCCCUGCUCCUGCUCAGCUCCCAUGGAAUGCCCAGCACAGCACCACACCUUCUGUAGCAAAAGCAAUCAGAGCAACUGGUGUUUACUCUCCUGGAUGAAUAAUGUGGAAAUUUUCACUCUAAGGGAAAUGCAGCACUUAAAUUAUUUGGUACUGGUGAGGCUGAAGUGAUUUGUGAAAGCUCCACCCUCCGUGGGAGGACCCUGCAGGUAACAGAGGUGCCCUGGGUGAGUCCUCGGAUGGGAAACCCCACAAGUCCUCCUUGCCUGGCUCAGACUGUUGUGAUGCUGCAGCUCUUGCUUUCCCUGCUGCCAAAACCUCUUGCUGGAUCUGUGUGUUCCAAAGGUGCAGAUUCAUCUCCUUAGGUCCAUGAUUGCUUGCUCAAGCCUGAAUCAAAGCCCAGUGGAAACCAGUGCAGAGCUGACACUGGGCCUUGGUGAUGCUCAACCUGGUACAGGGGCUCAGCACGAGAUUUCCCCACCAUGAAACUUCCAGCCAGGUUUAGUGCUGGAUGCAAAAUAAUGAUUGAUCUCAGUGCUGGAGCUCCAGUGUGGUUUGGAAAUGCUUCUGUUACAAUGAAUAGUUUAAUUCUGCCUGCUGCUGGUGUAGCUGAACUGCAGAUAUUACAGUGGGAGACCAAGGGAAGCUUGUUAGUCCUCAUGGCUGCUGUUGGCUGGCAGGAUUUCCAUGAAAGAGAGAUUCCUGCCUUUCUCCAGCCAUCAGGGAGGAUGAAGCUGUUGAGAGGGAUUGUUUUCCCUGAGGUUAUCCUCCACCUUGUCAUUCAUCUCCAUUCUGUGCCUGAGCCAUCCAAUUCCCUGUGUCCUACAGCGACCCAGGCAGCAAAGGCUGCAGUUUCCUCUUCCCCCUCAGCCUGCUGUGAAUUUUUUAAAACCUGUCCAAACUGGGAGGUCAGUUCCCAAUUUUUUUAUAGGGAGUGAACGUUCCAAGUCUUUGGCUCUCAAAGUUUUGGUCAAUAUACAAAGUGCUCCAUUUGGGAGACCAAGGAGGGGUUGGGCACCCUGGGGAUCAGACCCAGAGCCUGCUGCCUUGGCAGGCUGUUGAUGGGGUUAUUCCAAAUUCCCAAAUUCACACUGAGCAACUGGAAAACAAAAGUGGCUCCUGGAAAGGGACAGGGACAUGGUACUAGCUAGGUGGAAUUGAUUUGCAAGUGAUCUUCUGAAAUGUUUUCUCUACAUGUGCCUUAUCUAAUGAAAUCACGGCUCACAGAGGAGAGCUCCUGCUUGCCCCUGCAGAAUUUCCCUGUUAACUUGUCCUGUGUCACACUGUAAAUAAUGAGGGAAGCACAGCCUGGAGUCUACAUGACCCCUGUGUUACCAGGGCCAAAGCAAAAACCAUCCCAGAUUUCCCCAAAUUUCCCCAAAUUUCCGUUUACAGCCACACUGACCCCCCUGCACUGGCUCUGGGACGUGCUCCCAACACCAGGGGUUUUCCUGGAGAGUGUGCAAUGUGCUUGGCACGAGGAGCUCUUGGAGCCUUGUGAACAGAACAUGACCUGAUGGCAUUGUGAAGCUUUUAGGUGCCUUUGUCUAGUGUCAAGUGUAAUUUUAAGUGUUCUUUGUUGCUUGCCAUCGGAGUGAUGGAAGAACUGCCUGGCGUUGACUCCCUGGAAAUACAAUGGAUGCACCAGGAGGUGAGGGCUGAAGGUGCCAUUGGCCACACCUGGGAGCCAGGACAUGUCCCUCAGUCCUGCCCUUUGCCAAAAUUCCUCAAAACCAUUUGAUACCUGCUCCAUUUCAGUGUGUCAAGUUGGAGGUUUUGAAGGAGCCAAGAGGAGAAGUGUUGGUGGAGGCUCCACAUCCUUCUUCUCUUUGGGAUUUUCCCCUUGGAGAAUCUGGGGGCUGUGUUGAAGCACCCACCCUCAGCCACACUGGAAAUGUUUGCUGCAAGGAGAGGGGGUGCCUGGGAGCCUGCCCACCACAAUGGUUGGAGCUGGACACCAAACCCACACCCUGUUAGGCUGCACUGCCUGAGAUCCCUGUGGAGAUCAAAGCACCUCCAGGUGGGAGCUCCAUCCCAUCCCCUCCCUCCUCUUCAAUGCCAGAAACCGUAAUUCCAGAAAGUCCAACACGCUGCCUGAACAACUGGCUUAAUUUUUUUUAUUUUUUUUCUUUGUUUUGGACUCCUCUGUAUGUUUUUAAAUGUUUACAUUAUUAGAUUUCUAAAAGUUCUUAACACCAUUAACCCGGCCCUGGCUCCUGGUGUGGUCGGGCGUCACGUGCCGUGUCUGUGUGUGAUGUUUCGUGUCACCUGUGGAGCUCUGGGUUUUGUUUUGUGUUUUUCUCUUGAUCACAAGACAAUAAAUGCUCAUCCUGUGCUUGAUGAGGAGAACUGGC
Messenger RNA from Melospiza melodia melodia, 4883 nucleotides. It is a transcript of the gene SCAMP4, whose product is annotated as secretory carrier membrane protein 4. The record is from RefSeq and is a predicted model, not a curated record. Gene Ontology annotation, biological process: protein transport. Lineage: Eukaryota; Metazoa; Chordata; Aves; Passeriformes; Passerellidae. The transcript is spliced from 8 exons. Gene Ontology annotation, cellular component: trans-Golgi network membrane; recycling endosome membrane. Bases 1500 to 2189 code for a protein of 229 amino acids.